UAGGAGACCUACAACACUGCUGUGAUGGAGUCACGGAGGACUCGUGAAUCAAUACUGGUAGCAUUUUACCUUUGGGCGACUUUGAGCUUUCAAGGCUGCCAUGGUGGAGUGUAUCAGAGGAAGUUGUACCGGGACUUGAUGGUAAAUUAUAAUCGGCUGGAACGACCUGUCCAAAACGACUCUGCACCCAUCCUGGUGGAACUGGGUCUCACUUUGCUGCAGAUCAUCGAUGUGGAUGAGAAGAACCAAGUUCUGAUCACUAAUGCUUGGCUGCAGCUGCAGUGGACAGAUGUGUACCUUACAUGGAAUGCAGAGAGUUACCCUGGUGUUCAAAACCUGCGAUUCCCUUCCAAUUUGAUAUGGGUGCCAGAUAUUCUCCUCUACAACAGUGCUGAUGAGAGGUUUGAUGCAACUUUCCAUACAAAUGUACUGGUCAAUGCUACAGGUUCCUGCCAGUAUAUCCCACCAGGCAUCUUAAAGAGUACCUGCUACAUCGAUGUGCGCUGGUUCCCAUUUGACGUCCAGAAGUGUGACCUAAAAUUUGGCUCCUGGACGCACAACGGCUGGCUGCUGGACCUCCAGAUGAUGGACGUGGACAUCUCCAGCUACAUACCUAAUGGCGAGUGGGAUCUCGUCGGUGUGCCAGCUAAGCGGAAUGAGCUCUACUACGACUGUUGCAAAGAGCCAUAUCCUGAUGUGACAUUCACUGUCACCAUGCGCCGUAGGACACUUUACUACGGCCUCAACCUGCUUAUCCCCUGUGUGCUCAUCUCUGGUUUGGCCCUGCUGGUCUUCCUGCUCCCUGCAGACUCCGGGGAGAAGAUCUCACUGGGCAUCACUGUGCUGCUGUCUCUAACUGUGUUCAUGUUGCUGGUGGCAGAGAUAAUGCCUGCUACAUCAGACUCUGUUCCUCUGAUUGCUCAGUACUUUGCCAGCACAAUGAUGAUAGUGGGCUUAUCUGUCGUGGUGACAGUUCUGGUUCUCCAGUUCCACCACCACGACCCCCAAGGAGGGAAGAUGCCCAAAUGGGUUCGAGUGAUCCUUCUCAACUGGUGCGCUUGGUUCCUGCGCAUGAAGAAGCCUGGAGAGGAAAGAAAACCAAGCAGUCAGUCUGGCGUUUGCGUAUCCUACAAGUAUCGCCAUGCCCCUCCCCACCACACCAGCACCAACAGCAUUCAGAUGAGCACCAUACCAGGCCAGGCCUCCACCCAGUCAACUAACACUAAUGGAAACAGUAACCUGUACCUGGGAUAUCAUUCCAUGGGAACAGACAACCCUUCUUUCCCAAUCAGCACUGAUCCGAGUGCGCUGAUGUGCGGUAGCGGCAGUGGAGACAGCGACAGAAACCCCACUGGUUCAUGCCCGGGUGACAUCCACUCAGAGCAAACACAGACUUUCCUGCUGGAGCAGCUCCCAGAAAUGUCUCGAAUCCUGGAGGAAGUCCAAUACAUCGCCAGGCGCUUCCGAGAGCAGGAUGAGGAUGAGGCCAUCUGUAGCGAGUGGAAGUUUGCAGCGGCGGUGGUGGAUCGCUUAUGCCUGGUGGCCUUCUCGCUGUUCUCCAUCAUCUGCACCUUCACCAUCCUAAUGUCAGCUCCCAAUUUCAUUGAGGCGGUGUCCAAGGACUUCACAUGAAGUGGAUCUUUACGCGAUAAGAGCAAACAGUGGAAAAGUUCAUGUUAAACAUUCAGAAACUGCUCGCCUCCAUGCUUCUAACUGCUGAUGACCAACAAGAUCUUGUAGCACACAUACACUUCAAUUCAGACACUUCCUCCAGUUCCAUUUGUUUACUUGCUGUAAUGUGAAAAUUUAAAAUAGCAGAAUCUUGCUUUUUCUCAAUUUAUUUAACUCCACUAAUACAUAUUUUUACUGCCGCCAUGCACACUACACCUCUUUGCUGUGAAGCAUUGGAUGCUCUGGUCAUGUUUUGUUUUAUUGUAUCAUAUAUCCUGAAGAAAUCCAGAUCUUAACUUUUUCUACAUGUAAACAUUUAAUGGUUUAGAUUGAUAUUAUCUUUUUGUUGUUGUGUAGAAUACAUUUUGUGAAAAUUUCUCAGAGGUAAUGAAAUUAUUAUGAUU
Phycodurus eques (leafy seadragon) is the source of this 2075-nucleotide messenger RNA. RefSeq names its product neuronal acetylcholine receptor subunit alpha-7-like. The coding region runs from base 25 to 1632 and encodes 535 amino acids. The record is from RefSeq and is a predicted model, not a curated record. Gene Ontology annotation, biological process: signal transduction; chemical synaptic transmission; nervous system process. Gene Ontology annotation, cellular component: neuron projection; postsynaptic membrane; synapse. NCBI's taxonomy places the organism in Eukaryota, Metazoa, Chordata, Actinopteri, Syngnathiformes, Syngnathidae. The transcript is spliced from 10 exons. Gene Ontology annotation, molecular function: acetylcholine-gated monoatomic cation-selective channel activity; transmembrane signaling receptor activity.